Messenger RNA from Dendrobium catenatum, 4465 nucleotides. RefSeq names its product nuclear pore complex protein NUP1. The coding region runs from base 165 to 4082 and encodes 1305 amino acids. Lineage: Eukaryota; Viridiplantae; Streptophyta; Magnoliopsida; Asparagales; Orchidaceae. Gene Ontology annotation, biological process: nuclear membrane organization. The transcript is spliced from 9 exons. The record is from RefSeq and is a predicted model, not a curated record. Gene Ontology annotation, cellular component: nuclear envelope.
GGUGAGACCUAACCGCAUCCGCAUAGGUCGUUUCUUCCCUUUCCAAGUCAUCCCGAAAUCUAGGGUUUUCUUCCGCUUUCUUUCCCUGUUUCAUCUUUUCGUUCUCCAUAUUUUCUUUCUCUACAUCGCCAUCUCUUUUCUCAUCGGGUAGAUCGGCUCCAUUGAUGGAGUUGCCGGCGUACGAAGGCGGUACGGGGGGUAAGUUUCGGCGGCAGCCGGCCCGGCGACCAUCGCCUUAUGAUCGGCCGCCAUCGGCGGUGCGCGGGCUACGUGGUUUAGCAACUCCGGCUGCUAGCGGAAGUGGAUGGCUCUCGAAGCUCGUUGAUCCUGCGUCGCGGUUCAUUACCGGGAGCGCCUCCAGGAUCUUUUCAUCUGUAUUCCGUAAGGGGCUGAGGGGCUUGCCGGAAGCUGAAGGCCCAGAGCAAAACUGCCAAGUUAGACCGUAUGUGCCUGACCCAGUUGAUGUUCCUCCGAGUGAAUCCCAGAUCCAAGAAGCAGUUGAUGCUCACAACCCAACAAAGAAUCUUGAGACUCAUGGAAUUUCUGAGAUUGAGCAACUACUGAAACAAAAUAAAUAUACGAGGGCUCAGGUUGAUUAUCUGACAGGAUUAAUAUGUUCAAGAGCUAUGGAGCCAACCGGACAAGAAUCAGAAAAUUAUAAUGAGAAAGUCCUUGUUUCGGACAAUAGAAUUGGUGUCGGAAAUUCCAGCUUUAAUAGAAAUUUAUCAAUAUCAGAGAGUCCUUUAAAUAUUUCUCAGGCUGUGGCUGCUUCUCCUGCAGAAAUCGCUAAAGCAUACAUGAGUUCUAGACUCCCAAAAGCAUCCUCUUCAGCUAUUGGUUUGCAGAGCCAUGGAUUUCGGGAAGAUAAAAGUUCACCUUUUUCUGGGCCUUCUGCGACAAAACCACAUGGCCUGCCAGUUAUGCCCAGAUCUGUUUUGCGCUUUUCGGAAUCCCCUGAACUUUCAGGUGCAGGUUAUCCUACUCCAAAACCUCGUGGAAGAUCUGAUAUGUAUAAAAUGUCCCGCUCUCCUUAUUUCAAGGUCGAUCCGGCAAUAAAUGAGAUGGCGAGUAAAUAUACAACUCUUAGUAAUGCUCCUGCUUCUUCUCAGGGGACCCCAGGAAGCACUUCAAAAUCUGAUGGCCGACAGGCCUUGAAACGGAGUAGUUCAAUUUUAGAUAGUGAGUAUGGAUCUUUUGGCCCUAUUCGUAGGAUUCGUCAGAAAUCUGGUCUAAUUUCUGCAGCUAAUGCACGGUUUGCAUCUCCAAGUAGUUCUAGAGGAUUUCCUUUACUCCAACUUGAUAAAGAGGAUUUGGAUCCUACUUCAUCUCGUCAGCCUUCUUCACUGAAUGAACUAAAGCAUGCCAGCUCAGGUUUACAAAUUGAUGAAAAUAGGAAUGAUAAAAUAUUUUCUUAUAAUGUUCCUCCGGUUCCAGGGCAUUCAAUUGAGACAAGUCGAAAAAUAUUGGAACAACUUGAUAAAUUUACACCACCAGAGAAGAAGUCUAUUAUGAAACCUAUGGGCAUGGAUGAAUCACCCUCAAAGCUAACCAAUGAUAUGCUAAAUGGACGAGCGCUUAGAAGCAUGGAGAAUGUUGAUACCUCCAAAUUUUUAAGUACGGAUAAAUUUGGUACUCCGGAUUUAAGAAAUGCAGAGGAUCCACAAAAACAUGGUGGUUCUCAAUUAGAAAAGCUGGGCAAGGCACAGGAAGAUAGCUCUUCAAAGUUGGAUUUUCAAGGAGUUAAAUUUGCAAUGGUUGCCAAACCCAGUAUUUGUUCUGCAGACAUCCCCAAUACCUUUCCUGCUACAGUUGUUUCAAAAAAGAAGCCAGCUUUCCAAAUGACUGCCCCGGAGGAUUUGCUUGAGCUUGAUGAAGAAGAAGAAGCAGUGGAUGUUUCUAUUCAAUCUAUUCAAUCAAUCGUGAAUGUGGUUAAAACAGAGUCUAAAUUUGCAGAAACUGAAGCUUCUAUUUCUGGCGUGUCAGCACUGGAGGUGCCAUUUCCAUCCUCAAAGAGUUUGAGCGUUUCCAGUUCCAUACCCUUUACAGAAAUUAAGGAUGCCUAUGACGCUUCUCAUAAUUCUGAAAAGGAGAACAGUUUUAGAUUUCCUGUUGCAACUAAGUCCAGUGGUCUUUCUUCGCCAUCUCUCACUCCAACUAUGCCUUCCCAAUCUCAUGAUAAGCCGCUGACUCGAACUGAACAAACAGUAGUUCCUCCAUUUAUGUUUGGUUCUGUGGCUAAGGAAUCCCUUAUUGAAUCUAAACCAGACCAAAGUCCUGAUGGAAAGAUUCAGUUGGAAAGGUCAAGCCUUCUCAGUGGUGGUAAGCAUGAAGCAGAAAGUCUGCACAAAUUUCCUGGAAUAGGUGCUUCAACUGGCAUGUUAGCAUUGGGUGGUGCUAAAGUCAGUUCUUUUGGCGCAUCAGUUACUUCAACCCAGAGUAAUGGCUCAGUACAUUCAUCUUCAUUGCCAUCUUUAUUAGCAGCUUCUACACCAGAUUCAAAUCCUCGGUUGCCAAUGAGUUUACUCUCAUCAAACAGUAAUUUGGCAGCCGCCAGUUCAAGCAGUCCACCACUUUCAUCCACUUUACCUGCAUUUUCCUCUGCCAUUACUUUAAAUUUUAGAGCUGACUCAACAGCUGUACCUGUUUCAGUUUCUCUAUCAUCAGAUAAAUCAAACUCUGUUGAUGCAGAAGAAAAGGUUUCUAACAAAUCACCAUUCAGAUCAUUUAAUUCUCCCACCACACUGGUUGCCUCAUCAUUUUUAAGUACAGGAAACAGUAAUACUUAUUUAAUGGGGUUAUCCUCCUUUCCUGGCUCAGGAGGUACUCCCUCUGUCGAAGCAUUGCCUUCUUCAAGCAUGAGCACGUCUACAAAUUCUACAUCAGUAGUGCCUUAUAUUUUCUCAGGGGUAUCUAGCGGUGGCUCUGCUUUUGCUGCAUCACCUUCAUUGUCAACUAACAGUAGUGGUUUAUUUGGUACUAGCGCUUCUGUUCAGACCAAUAGCACAGGUGUUUAUGCUGCUAAUAGCAGCUCUGAGAAGUCCAGCACAAAUUUUGGUGCUAUAGGGGGGUCAAUCUUUGGUGUUCAGCCAGCCCAAUCUGGUAGUAGUAAUUCACUCUUCUCUCAGAGUUCAACAACUCAACCGGACUCUUCUUCAUCUGCCACAUUAGGGUUGGCCAGCUCUUCCUUGUCAGCAUUUGGUACCUCUUCAGCUUCAGUAUUUGGGUCGAAUAGUUCAUCUUCACCAGGAUUUGGGCAGGUGUCAUUUGGCAUUACAAACCAAAGUGCAAAACCUUUUGGUUCAACUUCUGGUUUCUCUUUUUCCCCUGCUUCUUCUGCCAGUUCAAGUUCAGGGUUUUCCUUUCCUUCUGUUACUGCCUCUGUUGCCAGUGCAUCAAAUUCAAGUUCUGGGCUCACCUUUACAACUGGCUCUGGUCCUUUAAAUUCUGGUUUCUCCUUUUCUCCUAGUGCUAGUUCUUCUAGUCAAGAUGGUAAUACUCUUUCACCCGCAGCUACUUCGGGUUUGUUUGGUAGCAGUUCUCUAGGUUCAUCAUCUUCCAUCUCUAGUUCUCAGUUUGGUUCUUCACCAUCAGGCUUUUCAUUUGGACUUAAAUCUACUGCGUCAGGUGUUUCCUCAUUUGGUUUUGGUUCUUUAUCAGGACCUGCUUUUUCAUUUGCUUCUUCUAGUGCCAGUGUGUCAGCUGCAACAGCCACACCUCUCUUUGAAAUGAGAAGCACAUCCGGUGGUUUUAGUUCUGCAUCACAGAAUAAUGACCAGAUGAGUGUUGAGGACACCAUGGCUGAUGACACAAACCAAGCUCCUGUGCCUGUUACUUUUGGUCAACCUAACAGCACCCCAUAUACAAAUUUUGUGUUUGGUGCUGCAGCGCCUUCUAGCGGAACAUCUCUCUUCCAAUUUAACAGCCAACAAAAUACUCAAAACCUUCAAAAUCCAAAUCCAUUUCAGGCAGGAGUUAACCCGGAUUUUGCACCAGGAGGGAGCUUUUCUUUGGGCAGUGGAGGUGGUGACAAGUCUUCACGAAAAAUUGUGAAAGUUAGACGAGAUAAACUUCGGAGAAAGUAGGGAGUGAAGUUGAUUUUUCAAGUAUUUAGCUGUCUAUUUCAUGGGUACUUCUGGGCAAAAUUUUUGGAGGCAAGAGGUAAAGCUUCAUUGUUCAUCCACCAUGACUCUGCAUAUUUCCAUGCAAUGGAGAAAAUUUUUCUGUACUGGUACGAGUCUGGAAUCAAAUUUAUGUUCUGUUCUCUUGUAUCUGCCCAUCUCCUUCUCUAUAUUGGUUAUAUUGUUACAAUUUUGGUUAGCUGUAGUACUGCUGUAAGUUUUCCUUGUAUGAGUAUUAAAUGAUAAUUGUUCAUGGCUUCAUGCUGUGGUGAGCAUGCUUUGCACUUGUAAAAUAGAACAAUUUUAUCUUUUUAAUUUAAUUAGUCUCAUUGCUUGAUUAUAUUUCA